Messenger RNA from Stegodyphus dumicola, 2470 nucleotides. RefSeq lists its product as uncharacterized. Lineage: Eukaryota; Metazoa; Arthropoda; Arachnida; Araneae; Eresidae. Gene Ontology annotation, cellular component: membrane. The record is from RefSeq and is a predicted model, not a curated record.
GAUGCAUAAGUUUUAAAUAAUUUCGGGGAUUAUCUUAUUUGCAAAAAACCACUAACUCUAGAAUUGUUUCCUAAAUCUCUUUCUGUCAGCAAUUUUGUCUCGGUGAAACAUUACGAGCUGCGCUGUUGUAAAUUUUAAUACUCCGAAAAACCCACUCUCGCCACUUCAACCUUGUUAAAUGAAGCAGAUGGGUUGCUAAUGUAUUCAGGAAAAUUUUACAAACGUAUCAAAAGAGGCACUAGAACUGCAUAAAGGAGAGAAAGAUGGAAGAAAAGACAUUUUGGAAAAUUAAUCUAUUGUUACUUCCUGUGAAGAUACACUAUUUCCUCUUUAUGGCAGCUUUGGCAUGUGCGUUACCUUUUCGGACUGUGUUUGCUAAGCAAUUAGGGAUCUCAGCCACAGCUAUUGGAGUAAUAUUUCUCGCCGUUCCAUUUUUGAAGAUAUUCACAAACCCAUUAUUUGGUUUUAUAGUUGACUACUUUAAAAAAUUUCGCUUGGUUUUAACAGUGCUUAUGCUUAUAGUGGCCCUGACACAUGUCGCUAUGGUGUUCAUUCCGCCUAGGCUUGUGACAACCAGUAAAGCUGCUGAUUUUACAAAUUACUUACGAAUCAAACAUGUACAUUAUAAUUGUUCAGAAGAAAUCUCAAACAAAAGAAACAUUGAUCUAUAUAUGUGGACAAGGAAAACAUCGGAAAUCAUCAGCUUUCAGAACAGAAAUCUCACUUGCCAGUUACACUGUUAUGCAUCACAAGGCCUGUUGAAUAAUAAAGAAAGUACAGACUAUAUUGAAUUAUGCGACAAAAAUGUGAGUUUUAUAAUAGCAAUUAAUAUUAAAAUUAAGGAUUGUAAACUUGAAAUUCUGCCGAAAGAUGAAAAUGUUAGUAUUGUCAUGAAUAAUGUUUCAACAAUUGCGAGGGUAAAAUCUGUUAAAAUUCCCGGAGAAGACGAUAGAAAUUUGUCCUGUAACACUUACGAGGCCAAUAAAAGAAAUUACCCGCCUAAUAUGUUUAAUAAUGUAUCUAUCUUAACAACAACUCAAACUUACGAAAAUAUUUCACGAAAGAUUCUAAAUGACAGUCACUCAACUUGGUAUUUUUAUUUAUCUAAGGACAAUGUAUUCGAUUACUUACAGAAUGAUUACACUGUAUUUUCCAUUAACAAUAAAAGGAAUUUCAUUGAUUGUCAUUGUAAAGCACAGCUUCAAUGCUUCAUUAAAGACUGCCAUUUUAAUUUAAAAACUACACAUUUAUUACUUGAUGAACAUAGAGAUGAUAGCGAAGAGUUUCUUUCUGAGCAAUUCUGGGGGUUAUUUAUUCUUAUCGGUGUGUCAAGUGUCACUUUUUGCGCUGUUAUAUUCCUGAUGGAUGCUGUGUGCUACGAAAUGUUAGGCCACAGAAUUGAUUUGUACGGACAACAAAGAUUAUGGGGAACAAUAGGUUGGGGCAUUGGUGCUCUAGUAGGAGGAUACCUCAAUGAUAUAGCAAGCGUUUCAUCAGUAGAUAUAGAUUAUUCUUUUAGCUUUUAUUUACUUGCUGUUUUGACAUUGUUAGAUUUAAUUCCGGUUUGCAAACUUAAAGUAGAAAAUGUGCAUUAUUCACUUCACAUUUGUAAAGAUGUCGGGUUGUUGUUGUCUAAACCAUCAGUUGUCUUCUACGUUUUUAUUGUCUUCGCCAUCGGUGUUCUUUCCGGCUUGAUAUGGAACUACCAGUUCUGGUUUAUGGAAGAAAUCGGAGCUAGUCAAGUACUUUUAGGCCUUUCUCAGACAUUCGAAUGCAUUGUAGCUGAGUUGCCAUGCUUCCUUAUAUCAGGAUGGAUCAUCAGAAAAGUGGGACAUAUAAACUGCAAUAGUAUAACUCUUCUGUGCUUUGGUCUUAGAUAUCUAUGUUUUGCAUAUAUGCAAGAUCCAUGGCUGACCCUUCCAGUAGCACUUCUUCAUGGACCAACGUUUGGAAUCUUCUAUUCCUCAAUGACGAUGUACGGUAAAAGUGAAGCACCACCGGGUACAGAAGCUUCAGUUCAAGCUUUACUAGCCGUGGCAUUUGAAGGUGUAGGCGCUGGAACAGGAAGUAUUUUAGGAGGCAUAGGAUUCGAUAAAUUCGGAAGUCGUAACACUUUCCUUUAUGCAGCCGUUGCCAGUUUUAUUUUACUUCUGCUGAACCUUUUCGCUCAUUUAUUGUUACUAAGAACUGAAAAAUACAAAGAACCAGAAAGACCAAUGGAUAUUUAUGAGAAAAUCGAGAAAGCAGAGAAAACAGCAAACAGAAUAGCUUUUAUACAACCAUGACGGGAAGCAAGUCUGCAUAAUCUUAAGUGCCAUAAUAUGGCCAAAUUCAUCAUUUUUGCAAGAGUUUUCAAAGGACUUUCGAUUUACAAUUAUGUGUUAUUAAAUAUUUUAAAAUAAAUAAUUUUAUAUAAUCUUUUUUAUAAGAAUUUACACUUUAUGAUUGUAUUGUAAGCAGUAUAUAUAUA